AUUACAUUGGAUAUGAUAUGUAUUCGGGGAAAUGCCUGAUAUUGAAGGAAUCAAGAAUACCAAGAACUAGGUCACAUGAUCUCGGGGUCACAUGACAAUAAAAUCCAAAAUGGCAGACGGAGGUGAGAGUGCCCCUCUCCUAAAAAAUGAAGCUAAUACUGGUUCCCCGCCAACAUAUUCAACCGAACCUGGCAGUGGAGUUACAGGGCAACCAAAUGUGACAGGAAGUGUAACUGUGACAGUUGCCCCUAUAGGUCCGGAGGAUCUGCCCCCACCAUACACCCCUGCGCCACAGGGAGGCAUCCCAACCAUCAAUUGUAAGAUUUGCCAAUCAGUGAUCAACAUAGAAGGAAAAACACAUCAGCACGUUGUGAAAUGUAAUGUCUGCAAUGAAGCUACACCAAUUAAAGCCCCACCCCCUGGAAAGAAAUAUGUGCGCUGUCCAUGUAAUUGUUUACUCAUAUGUAAGGGGACCUCACAAAGGAUUGCUUGUCCCAGAGCAGAUUGUAAAAGGAUUAUAAAUCUAGGCCCCCUUCCCAACACAGUUGCCAUGAGAUCGCCUGGGUCCAGUAGAAUUAUCUGUGCCCAUUGCGAAGAAACAUUUCUGUUCAACAUUCUGAAUAAUGCUUUAGCCAGAUGUCCUCAUUGUAGAAAAGUGUCAUCAGUUGGCCCCAAUUAUGCACGCAACAGGGCCAUCUACUAUAACAUAAUUGGGAUCAUAUUCCUUGCCCUUGGGAUUGGUGUCACAGUCGGAACAUAUGAGGCUGCUAAACAACAAGGGGGCAUAUAUGUAGCAUGGAUUGGAGCAUUCGUAAUUGGAAUAGUCAUGAUGAUCAGAGGCAUUUAUUUUGCUUGCAUGAAAGUCAGCACAGUUGAGGGACCUGCAUAAACAUUGAUGGAGUAGUCACACCUGCUGGGUAUGGCUUGCCAAGCCAGAAAGGAUUAUUACUGGAAUACAUUGAUUGAGUACUCAAUCCUGUUUGGGUAUGGCUUGCCAAUCCAGCAAUUAAUUGAAGAAGAGACGAAUCUUGAUAUUUUCAGUAAUAUCUUCAAAAGUUAUUCGAAGCAAAUUUUUGUAUUCUUAGCAUUUAGCAGGAAAUAACCAAAGUGAUGAUAAAAGAUGUAAAUGGUCCAAACAUUAGAAAGAGAAAGGAAUACAUGUAUUCACUUCAACUGAGAUGGAUUUGACAUUGUUAAAUUUAGUUUAUUUUUCUUGUAUAGAAAUAACACCAGCUGGCUGAUGAAUCUUAAUAAAUAAUUUCUGACAGGAACAAAAACAGCAUGAAACGAAUGUGAAUACAUAUGUGAAUGACAAAUUAUGUUUUCUGAACACUAAAAAAUUGAUAACAUGGAUGUGGUUUGAAUGGGUAACAAAUCAAUUUUUGAUAUUAUUCAACAGUUUAGUGAAUUAAACAAUUUUGAGAACAUUUCCCAAAAAUGGUCAGAAAAAUUGGAUUGUUGGUCCUCAAGGUGUGAAUAUUUAAAGAUGAGUACUUGAGCAUGUAAUUUUUACUGUAAAGUACAGGCACCUAUUAUCUACCAAAAAUGAACCUCACAACAUUUAGAUUUAAUUUCAUAUUCUUUAAUUAAUAUGGAAUUCAUUAUACAUGUUUUCAUAUUGUGAUGGUGUGUUCAAAAGUACAAUAAUUGUAUGCAAAACUUGUUCUAAAAGAAAUAAUCAAAGUGGUCCAGAAUG
This is a messenger RNA of Owenia fusiformis, 1696 nucleotides long. NCBI's taxonomy places the organism in Eukaryota, Metazoa, Annelida, Polychaeta, Sabellida, Oweniidae. The record is from the annotation of a GenBank genome assembly.